UGUUGUGAAAGGAGCUGAACUCGGGUUGAGAAGAUAAUAAUAAACACACUUACACACACACUCUCCCGCACAUACAUACACACUUGUACUCAAACAGAACGAGUUUCAUCCUGAGUGUUAAAGUUUUGAGCCAAAAUGGCGGACGAUGCUGACAUGAGGAACGAGCUGACCAACCUGCAGGAGCGGGCGGACCAGCUGGCUGAUGAAUCGUUGGAGAGUACCCGGCGCAUGCUGCAGCUGGUGGAGGAGAGUAAAGAUGCCGGGAUCAGGACUUUGGUUAUGCUGGAUGAACAGGGAGAACAACUGGAGCGCAUUGAGGAGGGCAUGGAUCAGAUCAACAAGGACAUGAAGGAAGCAGAGAAGAACCUGACGGACCUUGGGAACCUGUGUGGAAUCUGUCCCUGUCCCUGUAACAAACUGAAAGAGCGAGGACAGAAUUGGGGAAACAAUCAGGACGGCGUUGUCUCCAGCCAGCCGGCUCGUGUGGUGGAUGAACGUGAGCAGAUGGCCAUCAGCGGGGGAUUUAUUCGCAGGGUAACAAAUGAUGCACGGGAGAAUGAGAUGGAUGAGAAUCUGGAGCAGGUUGGCAGCAUCAUCGGGAAUUUGCGUCACAUGGCUCUGGACAUGGGCAACGAGAUCGACACUCAGAACCGCCAGAUCGACAGGAUCAUGGAGAUGGCUGAUUCCAACAAAACGAGGAUCGACGAGGCCAACCAGCGCGCCACAAAAAUGCUGGGAAGCGGCUAAACAUGGAGAAGUUAUUUUCAUCCUUCUGUCCCACUUCCUGUCUGUUUUCUCUACUAUAUAGUCACUUGAUAGCUUUACACAAGCACACACACACAUACACGCACAUACACACACAUAUCGUAGAAAUUGCUGUUCUGUAUUGUAUAGCGGUGAUGAUUCAUUAUUGAUGAUUCAUUCCUUUUAAAUGAUCAUUUUAGGUGAAUCAUGUGAAUUGAUUCAUGAUUACAAAAAAUUUCAUACUCAUUCUGCUUUCAAAAUUUUUCGUCACUUAAUGUACCUUUACCUUAAAGUUUCUUUCUAUUGGUUGCAGAAAAUAUUCAAACUUCGAUGUCUCCCAAACGAGGUGUCGCCUUUUCCCCUUAUAUGGUCAAAGCAAGCACGAUUUUGUAGUAUACAUAUAGUUUAUAGUAAGUUACAGUAAGAUCUUAAUCAUCUAAUCAGCUUGAUGACUCAAAAGCGUUGAAUCUAACAAAUCUAAUAGAAUUUGGUCUGACUCGACGAGUCGAAUAAGUAAACUCACGAUCCUCAUCGCUGCCUGGUAUAUCGUGUAAUCCCUCUCACGCUGUAAAUACACACACGCCAUUCCAUACGUCUACCUGUAUGUACUGUAUAUAAGCAGUGCUUUUGAUGACUUUAUCUCACGUGUAAUGGGUUUCUUUUUGUUUGUUUUUUUUAAUAUACUUUAUGAAUGAGCUGUAACAAGAGAUUACUACUCUGCUUAGUACCUUCGAUCUUUCACGCUUUCUCUCACUCUCUCUUUCUCUCUAUAUAUAGAUAUAUACAUACUGUAUAUGUCUUUAUUUAAUAUAAUAUAUCAUAAUAUAUUGUAUGCACACUCAGAGUGAAUCGCCAACAGUAGUGUUGUGUAGUUUGUGUCUUCAGCUUUUUAUCUAAAUUUUGAAUUUGCACAUGAGGAAUAUUGAAAAAUAACGAGGAAAGGAAACAGAGAGUUUGGAAUGAAUUAUGUGUGUGUGUGUGUGUGUGUGUGUGAGAGAGAGAGAGAGAGAGAGACUGUGUGUUCCAGUAUGUCCAUAACUGGCACCUUGAUGAUGUCACCAUGUUGAGUGUUUGAUAAAGCAGCAGGUGAAAACAUACACGGGAUUUCAGAAGGAAGCAAAAGCAUGUAAGAUUUCAACCACUUUACCACCCGAAAGCCAUAAUGUGCUUCAAUACUACAGUUGAUCUAAUUUUAAGCAAAGUCUCACAUUGUCUAUGGAGAAUAUUGUAAAGAAAAAUUACAAUAAAAUUCAACAGUACUCCUGUG
Clarias gariepinus (North African catfish) is the source of this 2011-nucleotide messenger RNA. It is a transcript of the gene snap25b, whose product is annotated as synaptosome associated protein 25b. NCBI's taxonomy places the organism in Eukaryota, Metazoa, Chordata, Actinopteri, Siluriformes, Clariidae. Gene Ontology annotation, biological process: synaptic vesicle priming; exocytosis; synaptic vesicle fusion to presynaptic active zone membrane. Gene Ontology annotation, molecular function: voltage-gated potassium channel activity; syntaxin-1 binding; SNAP receptor activity. Gene Ontology annotation, cellular component: synaptobrevin 2-SNAP-25-syntaxin-1a-complexin I complex; plasma membrane. The coding region runs from base 136 to 747 and encodes 203 amino acids. The record is from RefSeq and is a predicted model, not a curated record. The transcript has 8 exons.